AUGAGCGUGGAGUUCGUGACUGUGGCGAUGUGUCUGGUCGAUCCGAAGGCAUCUCUAAAGGGGAUGAGCGAGACGGUGGUGGGACUGGUGUUCAGCUCCUAUGCCAUGACCACUGCCUUGUCGUCGGUCGUCAUGGGACGCAUCGUGAGUCUCUCUCGUCUUGUGGUCCUCGAGGCUUAUCGUGAACUUGGGGUGAUGCGUGGCUCGGUUCCGGCAGAUUCCGCACGUCGGGGCGAAGUUUGCGCUGCUCGGCGGGACCUUCCUCACUGGAUCCUGCUGCAUGCUUUUCGGGAGUUCCUCGUGCAGUCGGUGGUGAUGGGUGACAGGGGGUUCAUGUGCAUUACGUGCAACAGGACUCUGGAUGAAAUUUCGUCUGGGACCGUGUUCGCCGUGUUUUGUUUCGCGGUUCGCAUCGUGGAGGCCCUGGGGGCAGCUGCAUACAAUACUGCGAUAUUCACGUUAAUCACCGUCUUUUUCCCCGACGAUGUGGGGCUCGUCUUGGGAACGAUGGAGACUUUCAUCGGUUUGGGGUUGUCUAUUGGACCUGCUAUUGGCGCGGGCUUGUACGCAGUGGCGGGGUACAAACUGCCUUUCUUCGUCCUGGGUGGCCUCGUCUUGCUUUUGGCUGCUCUCAAUGCCUACCUCGUCCCAUCAGACACAGCAUCGGUGGGUCUGAUGUUCCUGAUCGAGACCGCGGUUUACACCGCGUGCAGCCCCUUCUCAGGCUGGCUCUCCGAUCGUUAUCGAAAGGGGAAACGCCAGGUCAUUUCGGGUUUCCUUCUCCUCUCCGUCGCUUUUUUCCUCCUCGGCCCUUCUCCUCUCCUUCCAGGAGUUCCUAAUGUGAUAUGGUUGAACGCGGUUGCCUUGGUGAUCCAUGGGCUCGGAAUGGCCUUCGCUCUCAUCCCCACCUAUCAGCUCAUGCUGGACGGCGCCAAAUCAGCAGGGUACAAAGAUGACAUCGUAACGAACUCAAUGGCAAUUGGUGUGUUCACAUUUCACAUGGUGUGGAAAGAUCCUGUGGCGACAGAGAAGCAACUGAUGGAGGAAUCUUCCGUCGCCCCUUCUUAUGGGUCCACACUGGAGCUGAAUCCAGAGGAACUGGAUUCUAUGACAUAAUUUCAUAAUAUGUGCUUGUUCCCGGAGCCCUGGGUAAUGCAGUGACGAUGAUGGUGAUAGAAUACCAGUAUUUUCGGCGAGAAAUAUUUCUAUGAUUGACCAUAGUUACGACAAAGCAAACUUUUCAGUCUGAUGAUUGACAUUCAUUCGUCUCGAUGCAUUGAGGGCCCAACGAAGAGGUAAUUGAUAAACUGAAGCGCAUGAGAUAUUCGCUGCAAAAUACUGGCAUGAUUCUUUCUUGGAAAUCCGUGCA
This is a messenger RNA of Darwinula stevensoni, 1369 nucleotides long. The record is from the annotation of a GenBank genome assembly. Lineage: Eukaryota; Metazoa; Arthropoda; Ostracoda; Podocopida; Darwinulidae.